AUGGCCUGGGACUCGCUGCGCAGCAGGGACUUACUGCGCCCCAAGAUCAGAAGUGCCUCAAGCCGGCCGGCCGGCAGCCGGGGCAGUGCAGAAACGCCGUCCCUGGAGGAGCUGCGGCGCCUGCUCUGGACACGCACACACCCCACGGGGCACGUGGAUGAAGUCUGGCCAAACCUUUACGUGGGAGACCUGUACGUCGCUCGUGACAAAGCGCAGCUGAGCCGAAUGGGCAUCUCCCACGUCGUGAACGCUGCCGCCGGGCGAUUUCACAUCGACACCGGACCCAAGUUCUACAAAGACCUGCCCGUGGAUUACUAUGGAGUAGAAGCAGAGGACAACCCGAACUUUGAUCUCAGCAUUCACUUCUACCCAGUUGCUCGAUACAUAAGAGCAGCACUGAACUCCCCGAGAGGCAAAGUACUAGUUCACUGUGCAAUGGGAAUCAGCCGAUCUGCAACUCUCGUCCUCGCUUUCCUAAUGAUCUGUGAAGAUAUGUCCCUCGCUGAUGCAAUUCAGACUGUACGCUCACACAGAGGGAUCUGCCCCAACUCCGGCUUCCUCAAGCAGCUUCGGGAGUUGGACCUCCAGUUAGGAAGAAGGAAAGGCAGAGGGGCAGAGGCCCGCUAGUGCCUAGGGGGAUGUCUACCAGCACCAGACCACGAGAUGCUGCCCUCACUGAAGACAGUGCAAGGAUGCUGUCAGGACUGGUCUGUAGCUGCACUGAGAAGCUCCUUGGGAACUGGCUAAGCAUAAGCAAGCUGGUAGGAGUUCAGUAUGUUGUUUUUUUUUUUGGAUAAGCCCACUAUUUGAAAGAAAAUUAAAUAAAGAAGGAUUCAAAGUGGCAGUUUUGCCCACCUGGGCCUGUUUAUUUAACUACCUGUUGGGCAGGGCAUAGGGAGCAAUUGGGUUUUCAUGCAGAAUUAAAAAGGCAGCACAGUCAACUUGGAAAAAAAAAAAAAAAGACUUUUUACUUGCUUAUGAUUGUAUUUAUAUGGCAAGAGGGAAAAUGGCUAACCUAGUAAAAAGAAAAAGAAACCAUGAGGUUUUUAAGCAAGUCUUUAACAUUUCACAUCCAGCUGGCAUAGGGUGAGACCUCAGGUUUUGCAAGCUGACAUGCUCCUUUAGUCUGGCAUAGUGACACU
Molecule: messenger RNA, 1142 nt
Organism: Phalacrocorax carbo (great cormorant)
Lineage: Eukaryota; Metazoa; Chordata; Aves; Suliformes; Phalacrocoracidae
Source: RefSeq, a predicted model, not a curated record